Molecule: messenger RNA, 11553 nt
Organism: Chara braunii
Lineage: Eukaryota; Viridiplantae; Streptophyta; Charophyceae; Charales; Characeae
Source: the annotation of a GenBank genome assembly
CGACAGACACAGUGCCACGUAAGCAGUGCCACGUCAGCAGUGCCACAUCAGACAGUGCCACGUCAGACACAGUGCCACGUCAGACACAGUGCCACGUCAGCAGUGCCACGUCAGCAACAUGACGGGCCUGCCAGGCCAACUGGCCAAUGAGCCCAUUGCCGACUACAAAAAGCGAUUCCAGGCUCAGCUCGCUGUCAUCGAGGCUGAGGAACAAUGCCAGCUGGCAGCCAAGGCUGCCCAGCUACAGGCUGAAGAAGCGGCAACAGCAGAGAAGCUGCGGCUACAGGCCGAAGCAGACGCAGAUGCCCAGGCUCGCCACAAGGAAGCCCAGGAUCUGCUGCAGCGGCAUGAAGCCACAAGCAUCGAAAGACUCAAGUUCUGGCACUUUGAACCAAAUGGCGACGACGGAACACUGGAAGAGCAGCAUAAGGAGUUCCUCUCCAAACUCGUGACACGGUUGUUGUAUGCUUGCAACUACCAACGGUCCGAGUUGGAGAGACAGAACCAGGAACUGCAGCAACAGUACCAGGAUCUGAAGACGCAGCACCACGAGUUGGCGAACCUCCGCCGGAUGGUGCAGAGCCACGAGGAUGCAACACGGGCACUCAAUUCCCGUGUACUGGACCUGGAACAGGCUGUACCAGGACCAGAUGAUGGGGCUUCCAGCAGUGCACCCUCUAGCCGCCAACCGGAGGAACGCGUUGACCACGUAGUGGCAAUGCUGGGCGACAUCAGCACCUUCGCAGCGCCGACCACCAUCAGCAGCCAGCUAGACACGCUGAAGACCGAGGUCCAACAACUGCAGUCGACGAACUCGGAUGGCAAUCCUAAGCAAUACAAGAUGCCAACUUUUCAACUGGAGAAGUUCGACGACUACACGCAUCAGGAUCUGGUCCUGUGGUGGGAAGCUUUCACGACGCAACUGCGGAUUCUGCCUGUCGCCAAGCACGCGUACAUCAGCGCCCUGUUCAUGAACUCAAAGGGCGGAUGCCAGAUCUGGUUGACUCACCUCGCAGCCACCCACAGCGUCGACGUCGCCGAUCUGAAGGACAAGAUCACAUGGGAAGAGUUAACACGACUGUGGAAGAAGCGGUUGAUCGUCGACGACGCACCAGCACUAGCCAUCAACCGUCUCUUCGCCAUGUCUCAGGGCAACACAGCAACACGUGACUGGCUCACGGAAUGGCAGAAGAUCGCGGCAGUGCCCGAUCUGGACUUACCAUUCAUGCAUCUACGCCGUGAGUUCUAUAACAGGUCAUGCGCUGCGCUGAGCCAGGCACUUGGUGAUCGCGAGCAAUACACCACCUUCGCUGAGAUCAUUGAUAAGGCAAGGGAGAUCAUCAAGACCAACAGGGCGGCUGCACACGAGAAGUCCACGUGGCAGCCAACCUAUGUGGAGAAGGUAAGAACUGGUCCGCGACAGCAGCAGUUUGCUGCAGUCCAAUCGGACAGUGGAGAAGACCCAGCAGCCACUCCAGCGUCACGUGAGGGAGAUCAGGUGGCUGCUAUCCAGCCUCGAAGCAACAAGCCCCGAGUGAACGGGAAGGCGAAACCAGCAUCGCAGGCCGGAAACGAACAGCCAGCACCACCAUGGGUCAAGUUCGGCUUGACCGAGGCCGAGUACAAGUACCGCAACCAUUACGGCUGCUAUUCGGCCGCCUUGCUAGCGGCCUCCUACACAUCUGGGGAGGAUGCGCAUGUCGCAAGUCCUCGGUACACUUACGAGUAUUAUGCUGUCCACUUGGUCCCACCGCUGGACCAACCGCUAGACCAACCGCUCCACGUGCAACACUCUACCGCAUGCACGGUUUCAUCACCAUCGGCAACCGAUUCGGCAGCUUCGUCGUCAUCUACCGCCGGGGAUUCAACGUCAUGGUCAAGACUUGAAGAGCUCGACCCGUUGACUUUUGAGGACUUCCAAUGGAUGCCCCUGCCCCAGUCUGGUCGAUUGCCGAAACCGCAUUGCAACGUGCUCAAAGCACAAUUGCGGGAUUACUUGCACACUGCAGUAUCGACUCCGUUGAUGGACGUCGGAGUAGAGGUUGUCGACCUUCACGCCUACAUUGCGAAGAUCGACCGCGAGUUCAAGACACAACGGUACGGCGACAUCAACGCACCAUUGCUAUAUGUAUGCAUUCAGAUCGGAGAGGCGACCUGCAACGCUUUGAUUGAUUGCGGAGCAUCUCACAACUACAUGAGUCAGGACUUCAUGGUACGCGCCGGCCUUGGCCCACGAGUCCGAAGGAAGUCCCAGCCCACGCAAGUCACAUUGGCGGAUGGUCACACGCACAAGUCAACCGACCGGUGCAUUGACGACGUCCCAAUGUACUUUGCCCCUCACGCAAGUGAGGCGGUGUCCUUUGACAUUCUGGACACCAAAUUUGACAUGAUCUUGGGCAUGUCAUGGCUGCGAAGCGAGGACCACCCAGUGAACUUCUACUGCCGCACCAUUCACAUUCGUGAUCGGAACGGAGUACUAGUCCCAUGCACGGUAGCUCCUCCUCACCCUGCAGUCAGCUGUCACGUGGUAUCCGCCGCAAGCAUGCGAGCUUCCAUCAUCAGAGACGACAUCGAGGAGAUGGGGGUGUGUUUUCUCCACGCCCUCCCACCCCAAGACGCGUCAUCGACGGACUCAUCUUCGGAUCCACGCAUCACCGAACUUCUCGACGCCUACAGCGACGUGUUCGAAGGCCCGCACGGACCGGAGUUUGGAGGAGCAUGUGGAACACCUGCGCACCGUUUUGGAGCGGCUACGACAAGCCAAGUACAAAGCCAACCGCGACAAGUGCGAAUUUGCGUGGCAGGAGCUGGAGUACUUGGGACAUUAUGUGACGCUGCAAGGCAUCCGUCCGCUUGCGGACAAGAUCGAGGCCCUACGAGUAUGGCCCGAGCCCACCAAAACGACGGACGUUCGUUCAUUCAUGGGAUUCGCGGGCUACUAUCAGCGAUUCAUCACCGGAUAUUCCAGGAUUGCUGCACCUAUGACGAGGUUACAGUCGCGCGAAAGGUGCCAUUCGUAUUCGAUGACGACGCACGCCGGUCAUUCCAAGCACUUAAGACGACUAUGCUCAUGGCACCCAUCCUUAGCAUCUAUGACCCCACCCUGACGACGSGAGUGACUACGGACGCUUCCGGCUAUGGCAUUGGGGCAGUCUUGGAACAACACGAUGGCGACGACUGGCACCCUGUGGAGUAUUUCAACCACAAAGUGCCUCCCAUCAACUCGCUUCAUGAUGAAAGGAAGAAGGAGCUGCUCGCAUUCGUCAUGGCUCUCAAGCGAUGGCGGCACUUCCUCCUUGGGCGUCUUAGGUUCACAUGGGUUACGGACAACAAUCCAUUGACCUACUACAAGACGCAGGAUACGCUAUCUUCGGAUCACCCGCCGGCCAGCCAUUAUCGCAUUGCCGACGGGUACUUGCUCCUCCACUCGAGAGGCAAGGACUUAUUGUGUGUCCCACGAAACCGUCGUCUUCGGACUCGCCUUCUCGGAGAGUUCCAUGACUCACGACUCGCCGGCCAUUUCGGAGUCAACCGCACUAUUGCACGGCUUCGACAACGAUUCCGAUGGCCCGACCUCAUUACCAAUGUCACUCGGUAUUGCGACUCUUGCGAAGUUUGCCGACGCAGCAAACCCCGCAACUGCAAUCCCUAUGGCGAGCUACGCCCGAUGCCUAUCCCACGGGAACCAAGUCUCUCCAUUGCCAUGGACGUCACCGGUCCAUUCCCUCGCGACCGGCUCGGGCACGACGGCAUCCUCAUUGUUGUGGACCGAUUGAGUAAGUACGCGCGUUUUCUUCCUUGCAAGUACUACUCCACGGCUCCCGAGCUGGCACGCCUCUUGCACACUGGUUGGAUUUGUGGCCACGGUGUACCAAAAGACAUAGUCAGCGACCGCGACACUCGCUUCAUGUCGGCAUUUUGGACUGCUCUCAUGCAAGAGUUCGGCACGAAGAUGAAACCAAGUUCGGCUCGGCCUCCACAGACGGACGGGCAAACAGAGCGGGCACAUCAAACCGCUCAAAUGAUGCUUCGUACGCUCAUCCGUCCGGACCAGCAAGAUUGGGUUGACCGCCUCCCUGACAUCGAGUUCGCCUACAACACUUCGGUGCACCCGGCGAUCGGCGUGACUCCAUUCGAGUUGCACCACGGUGGACGGAAAGGCCGKAUCUUCGCCGACCUUCUCCUCCCUCGACCAGCAGACAUUGACGCCGCUUGCUCUCCCGCUUCCGUCCGGAAGUACAGGGAAUUGCUGACUCAAGCCCGCGUGAACAUGCAAAAGGCUCAAGUCCGCAUGCAGCAGCAAGCCAACAGGCAUCACAUGCCAUGUCCCAUCCGCGCUGGUGAUCUGGUUUGGGUCUCCGCGGAAGAGUUUGCACUGGAACAUGAUGUUUCACGCAAACUGCUUCCUAAGUGGUUUGGACCAUGGUCUGUGACAUCAACCACGGACGAUGAGCCCGAUGACCCUUCAUUUGUGAUCAACAUUCCCGAGAAUCUCUCGGUCCAUCCAGUCUUUCACGCCUCGAAGCUGGCAACAUACACGCCAGCUAAGAGCGACGACUUUCCGGGCCGACGAUCGCAGGACCCUCCAUCUAUGGAUGGUCAUCAGGAGGUUGACCGCGUCAUCUCGGAUCGCAAGUACGGCAGCAAGCCGCGACAGUACAAAGUUACAUUCAGAGCAUGCGAUCCCGAUGACACUCGGUGGAUUUCAGGAGCAGAUUUGAAAGCAUCCGCACCGCUGAUCUACGCUCACUACGAGCGUCAAAGGUUAGCCAAGGGACCUCCACGACCUGCCCCUCCCACCCGGACUGUGGUCCCUCCCUUAGACAGACAGCUUUGCCCUCGCAGGUCAUUCGUUGUGACCACUGACGCAAGCAAAUAUGGCCUUGGCGUAGUGCUGACUCAACAGGAAGGGAACAAGUUGAGGUCGAUCGAGUACAUGAGCAGGAAGAUGCCAUCAGAGAAGUUGGCUACGUCCAUCUACGAAAGCGAACUCUACACCCUCUUCAAAGCACUUGUCCAUUGGAGACACUAUGUGUUGAGAAGGUUUUUCUACCUAAGAACUGACCAUCAGACACUCAAGUGGAUUAAGGCACAACCUGUCCUCUGUGACGCACUCAGGCGCUGGAUUGAAGUCAUAGACCAAUAUGACUUCAAGCUAGAUUACGUGAAUGGAGACUACAACAAGGUUGUUGAUGCGCUGUCACGUAGGGCAGACUGCCUGGGCAAAGUUUCUGGAAGAACAACAACGACACCGGGAAAAACCUCAAAUGGAGUCAUAGCCCACAAAGGCAUUGAUUUGAGAAAAGAACCCACCAGUGGGCGGUUGGGCAAGGAGUCCCAGGUUGAAAGGUCUGGGAACCUCAGCAUAGCGCCUGAGGUUGCACCAAAGGGCUCUCCAGUGCCUCCACGUAGUCAGGAGAACCCAAAAGACAGCAAAGGAACCAGAAAUGAGGAUGCGGCGAGGCAAGUGAGCAAGGAAAAAAACGAUCCUGGCAAGGUUCAAGAAGAUUCAGAGACUAGGAGAGACGCCAAAGACCUUCUAGACAUGGCGCGUGACAAAAGUUUGAACAGUGCAAAGGAUGGUCAGAAGCAGAAUGGUGGCCCAGAGCCGGUCGCCGCUGCAGAGGAGGGGCCAGCGGAGGGUUCAGGGUCGAACACGAGAGUGGCAUCACUGCAGCAAACAUCAAUGAAGAGAUGGCUGGACAACGAUGCACAUAAGGAGCUGGAUAUUGCCUGGGCGGAGGCGAUGUUCCGUGUUGGCAUUGCGUUUAACUUCCUGAAAUUUGACACGACGCAGAAGCUCCACGAAGUUUACUUGGAAGUGGUGAGUGCUCGACCGAAGUUCAAGCUGCCCUCGUACAACCAUAUGAGGACGGUGAUGCUCGACUUCAUAUACUUGCGAAUUCAAAAGCAAGUGCAUCCUCUGACAACCUGUUGGGAUGAAUCAGGCUGUACAUUCAUCACGGACGGGUCAUCCGACCGUCGAGAGCGCCCCGUCAUGAACUUCUUGGCAGCGGGGGAGAAGGGUGCAGUUCUGGUGGCCACAGUGUCAAUGACGGCAAGGAAGAAAACAGCGCAGGCGUUGGCAAAGUUGUGGGAGCAGAUCAUGAGGGAGAUAGGGGUGCAUCGCAUCAACGUGAUCUGCACUGACAAUGCCGAAGUGAACAAGAAGGCUUCUCAGAUUCUGGAGCGCCGCACUGACAAGGACAUUGCACGGAUUCCAUGGGUACCUUGCGCUGCGCAUUGUUGCAGCCUUUUGCUGCGAGACAUCAGCAAGCUAGACUGGGUGAAGAGCACUGUCAAAAGAGGCCACACGAUUGUGAAGUUCAUUCGGAACCACCACUCCACGAAUAGCCUGAUGAUGUCCAUGGACGAUUCCCUGACAUUGCUUUGUCCUACGAAAGUUCGGUUCGGGUCCGUUUACAUGAUGUUGGAGAGACUUCUGAACAGGAAGGCAGUGUUGUCAGAUAUGGUGGAUCGAAAAAAUGCAGCGCGGUGGACGGGGAUCCGUUGGUCCACUACGAAGUUGAAGUCGAAAGCGGACCUGGUUUACUUCACCAUGAGGAGAGAUGGAUGGUGGACGGAGUUGAAGAAGGUGGUGGAUGUCGUGGAACCGUUGUACAGCCUUCUCAGGAGGAUGGAUCGGGAUGGAACAUCGCCGACAAACCUUGUUGAAUACGACGACCUGAUUGAGAGGAAACUGACUCACGUCGUUCUCACUGAGGAGCAGCGGGCGAGCGUCAUGGACAAAGUGAGAGAUCGGGUGAAGAUGAUGCGGCAGCCAGUACAUGCACUGGCGUUUCUUCUGGACCCGCACAGGAGAAAUCCACGGUGGUUGUAUGAUCGGGACAGUACAAUUGUGCAGAACGCGAUGCAUUACCUGCCGAGACAGGUUGGAGGUCCUUGGAAAGGGCCAGACCACCUUGAGGUUUUGGGUGACCUGCACGAGUUUCACAAGGAGCCCACGCCGAACGGGCCCAAGAGAAAGGACAAGAAGAUGUGGGAGCCCAAUGCGAAGGUCGAUUGUGAGAAGCUCACACCGUCAGAGUGGUGGGCGACUUAUGGUGGCGAUGUCCCCGACUUGCAGGCCAUUGCCAUCAAAGUGAUGGGCAUGUGGAGUACAACAACCCCGGCUCAGAGGAAUUGGUCGUCCAUGGACUUCGUGCAUUCGAAAAGGAGGAACAGCUUGAAGCCCGAAACAUUGGAGAAGCUGGUGUACAUCCAUUGGAACAUGCAACUGCUGCGUGCUGCCAACAACAGCAGUGCCAACGGCGAGGGCUGCGUUGAUUUGUGGAGUUCGUUCUUCGAGGCUAUUCCGGAGCCAGAUGAGAACGAUGGAUCUGUCUUGAGGGGCCCUGAGGACGAAACUGAGAAGAUGGAUGAGGAGUUGGUGCGGCAGAGUAGCUUCGUGAAGACACCGAAGGGAAGGAUUCCAAAGAAGCUCGAGGACGAAGAGGAUGAGUGCACCGACGACAGUGACUUGGAGGAUGAGUUGUGGAAGGGGAAGUCUGGAUUGUCGGAUGAGGCGAGCGGCGUGGAUGAGGAGGAGGAUGAAAGUGAUUCCGAUUUUGAGCUGGGAGCCCAGCCAUCGGUCCUGGGCACUACUUAUGUUGGUAGGAGAGAACCUGCAGAGCGUCGGAGGGAGAAGCAGCCCACGGUCUCUACACACGCCCGGGUGGAAAGCUCCUCCCAUUACCAUCCUCAAUCCGACGUCGAGUUCGAUCACAUGGACACCGACGUCGAGUUGCUGCUGCAAAGUGGUCCGGUUGAUGAAGACGAGGCGGAGGCCGACCGUGCGAAGGCAUUGGCAGAUCRCGAUAGAGACRCCGUCCAAAAMCRGAUCAUGGAAGAGGAUGCCCGACGCAAAGCAGUCCCAACCCGGAGGGAGAUGGAGAGACGCAAGAASAAGGUUGGGGAGAAGGAACCGGAGACACGUCGGGCAUUGGACGCUGUGCAAGAGGGAGAUGAGGAAGUGCAACCGCAAAGUGGACCGGUUUUGAAGGUGGCGGACCAGCAAGAGGCGGAGCACCGCAAAGAGGCGGACCAGCAAGAGGCGGAGCACCGCAAAGAGGCGGAGGAGAAGGACCAGCAAGAGGACAACGACGACAUGGACCACCUACAAGAGACGGAGAAGGAGCACGGAAAGGAGGACGAGGAGAUGGAGCAUGAAGAGGACAAGGAGGGGAUGGAAAGUCAAGGAGUGGAGAAGGCCAUGGAACAGCAAGAAGACGCGGAGGGCAUGGAUCAACAGGACACGCAGCACAACGCGGAUGACAAGGACGGUGAAGAGGAGUACCAGCCUUCAGUGAAGGCUUUGUACAAGCGUAGGCAACGACCGGUUGUGUCCGAACAGUCUGUCGAGAACGCACCCGACUUCCCUCCGAGCAAUGAGGCUGUCCAACAUGACAACCUGUGGGUGAGCAGGGGGGGGAGGAAGAGGAAGGAACCGGUGGAAGAUGCUGCUGCGAAGCCUAAGCGUGCUCGUGGCAGGCCCCGCAAGCUGAAGACCGCUGAGCCCGUUACACUGCUGAGCACGGCGGAAGCAAAGUGGGUGAUUGGACUAAGCGCGAGCUGUGGGAUUGCUGCUGGCUUCACCAUCGAUCGCAUGACUGGACGAGGACGUGGCAGUAAAGCAGGAGGUCGCCGCGGACGGUGGUCCAACGACGGUCGUUAUUGGAUGGAGAACAUCGGAAGCGGGAGCGGCGGGCAGACUAACCCUGCCUCGUAUAAUGUGCCAGGUCCAGUCUACACGCCUGGUGUCAAUCAGCACCUUUUUCGGGUACCAUAUCAGCAGUCGAUCGCAACGCAGGCCGCCGCUCCUGUGCAACCAGUGAUGACCGCUAUGCCGGCUGCGCCGGUACAGUACCUGAUGGCACAGCACGGACCAAUUUCGCAACCAUGGGGCAUUCAACCAUGGCAGAUGCCUGGGCAGUGGCCGAUCAACGGGCAGUGGGGUGUUCCAUCCGCCAGUAUGCCGCCCCCUGCGAACCUUCCUCCCGUCAACCAAACUGCAUCACAUCAGGCAGUGUCGAGUGGUCUGACCAAUGCUCCAAACGGGAAUACUCAUAAAAGCCCGACGGCGAAUGAAUUUCUGGGACCAGGCAACAGAGCCUACUUUACGAAGGAAUACAUGGAUAUUCUUGAAGACAUUAAGAUUAACAAGGCUGUUGAGGAAGCGAAGAAGCGGCUAUCAGGGAAUCGUAGGAUCGGUAUACGCAUUGGCGACUCCGCAGGGAGUCGAUCGGACGUGCGUUCUGCCGAAAGAACGAAGUCAUAUAAUAAGACCGACGAGAUGAAAGCUUGGGUCACCACCACCUUCAGGAGCUCUCUCAAACUUAUAAUGGAGAAGCUUCAGGAAGUCGAUCAGAAGGAGAAAGCCGCGCUCGAGAAAGCUGCCACUGAGAAGGAGGCAGCAGAGAGUGAGGGGCGGGAAUUGUCGAGUAGUGAGAAGCGGAAACGGGUGGGUGAACGGAUGUCGGUUGGCAACUCACCGCGAAUUAAUCGAGUCAGAUCGCGUGGGAGCAAGACUAAACCACGGACGAAACGCAUUGAUGUAUCGUCUGACGACGAAGGUGACAAGGCUGGUAUUGUUAAGCAGAAUCUCCAAACAAAAAUGGAGACAAGCAACGAACUGGCUGACAUCAAGACCAUGUUGGUUGCACUGCUCCAAGGGCUGGCAGAUGCCAAAGGCAAAGCCCCCAUCAGUGAGCACAUACCAGCAUCUGCACCGGAAGACGAAGUGCUGGGAGAGCAUGAAGAUGUUGAUAUCGUCCAAAACGCAACCAACAAAGACGACGAAGAAGAGAGUGAUGAAGGCGGCCUCGCUGCCUACAUGAAGAUGAGGCAGGAAUUCUACAGCUCCCUGCACUACACGCGCGUCCAAGAGCUGUGUAAACAAAAAAGCAUCCCGUACUUCAAGAAGGAUCUGGGAGCAUGGGAAUUGGCGAAGAUUGACCUCCAAGAGUACACAGACAUGCUGAAGGGGGAGAGGCCAGCUAACGCUCCGGAACCCUCUUCACACAAGAUUGAAGCGCGGUCGACUGAAGGCGCUGAGAAGCCCUCCACGUCAGAGAAUCCCGUGCAGGGACAAACACAGUGGGUUCCAAAGACGACAAUCGCUGCUCCUAACCCCUUUUCAGGGGAUAAGAGGGGGGAAGACCUCGACACUUGGUUGAGGGCAGUGCCGGUCUAUGUCAAGUGUAAGUUGACCUUGCCGCACGGGGAAGUGCUUGUGGCUGCUUCCUAUCUAGAGGGAAGUGCAGCAAGAUGGUUGAGUGGGUUAGUGCAACUACAGGGAUACGGUCAUGACUUCUGCACUUGGGCAGCCAGCCAAAAGUUGGAUGACUUCCUCAAGCUGGUGGAGGAAAGGUGGCAUGAUCCUCAGGAGGCUCAAAAGGGCACUGACGCGAUCCUGACUUUGAGCACUCGUCCGUUUAAGUCAGUUAGGGAGGCCACAGACGUAGUAGAGCUUCUGAUCUGUGUCCCUGGGGUCCGCUAUGACCCCCAAGUCUUACUGAUGACUUACCUGAGGUGUCUGCCGAUGCCAAUCAGGAAUCAGUUGGCAGUUGAGGCUAGCAUCAAUGUGCACAACUUUCCAUCGUUCAGCAAGAAGGCCCUAGACCUAGAAGCGAAGAUAGGGCAUGGACAUAACCCAUCGACGGACGGUAGGAAAAAGACACUGCCUCCCAACUGGAAGGCGAAGGGGCGCAUUAUGUUUGUCGACAACGAUGGUUCAACCAUUGAGUUGGACGACGACACCCAGUUGGGAGUUGGUUUAGCGGCAGGCAGCGUAGAGGCUUCAGAGGGUGGAGUAGUCGCUACCGUAACACAACAAAAAGUCCGGAUCCCUGGUCAUCUUCGCACUUACCCUGUCUUUCACGCCUCCAAACUUGCACCUUUCAAGGAAACAGAUGAGUUUCCUUCUCGUCGCUCAAUGCUGCCCCCAACCAUGGAUGGAGAAGUGGACAUUGAUGACAUAGUGGAUCACAGGGAGCUGCCAGUUCCGAGAACCACAGGCAGGGAACGUCCUUCGAAGCCGAAGCUGCAGUACCGCGUUCGGUUCCGACAUCAUACUGAUCCAAAGGAGGACCGCUGGUUCACCCGUGAGGAACUCAUGCAGACCGCUCCUCAAGCCGUAGCACAUUACGAGAAAUCUUUGCAGAAGGGAAAGCGCCAGCGAGGCAAGGAUCUUACGAGUGGCAACAGUGCUGCCAGUCUCAGGAGUGCAGCCAGCAGUCGCAACGGCAAACCCAAGAAGGACGGCGAGAUGAACAGAGACGACAGGCCUGUCAAACUGGAGAUCAUGGUGGAAAUCGAAGAAGGACAACUAGGCCAGAUUGCAUUCCGUGAAGGUGACUCGCCUAGAGCCCUUGCAGAGAAGUUCUGCAAGAAGCAUGGACUUGACUCCAAUGUGAUUGAGCCACUGUCGGAGCACAUCAGGACAAGCAUCAACCAGAUUCAGUAAGUCUAUCUAACAUUCUCCCGUGGACCAUCUUCAAACCUCUGACGACUCUUAGUAUUGUGAAGGACCAGGAACGUAGCAUAUCACCAACU